UUUUGUUUUCUAAAAUUUUCCAAUUGUUUCAAUUAUUGGAACAAUUUAUUAUCUUUGACUAGUUCAUUAUCUUUAGUUUUUAUUGUGUUUAUUUUACUUUUAUGAUGGAAGGUAAAGGUGAUACUGUCAAGGAAGAAAUUGCCGAUCAAAAUGUGGCUCAAUAUAAACUGGAAAAGGAACAAGAAUUAAGAUUUGAAAUUGAUGGAAAAGAAAAGGUUCUAAUUGAAUUAAGCUCUGGAUUAGCUGAGAUAUUUGGUACCGAAUUGAUUAAAGGUAAAAAGUAUGAAUUCUUCAAAGGGACUAAAGCUGCUGUUUUCACUUGGCAUGGAUGUACCAUUGAUGUUAUUGGCAAUUGCAGUCGUAUUUAUAUUGAUCAAGAUACUCCAAUGAAAUUUUAUGCCAAUGUUCAUGGUGGAUUAGAAUUGUUGAGAAAUGAUUGUAAAGAGAAUGGUAAUCGAGGACCUUUCACUUUAAUUGUUGGACCUUCUGAUACAGGGAAAGCCACUUUAUCUCGGAUACUUUGUAAUUUUGCUAUUAGAAGAGGUAAAUGUCCAGUUUUCAUAGACCUUAAUGUGGCCUCUAAUAGUAUUGGAAUACCAGGAACCAUCGGCGUAAAUGUUAUGGAAAGAUUAUCCGAUUUAGAGGAUAAAACAUCUCCAACUGCUCCUCUUAUAUUUCACUUCGGUGCUCUGACACCCGAAGCCAAUACUGCUUAUUAUAAUUCAUUGGUAACUCGAGUCGCUGAAGUUAUCGCAAAGAAAGUUGAACAACAUAAACAUGUCAGAUAUUCUGGAGGUUUUAUCAACACUUGUAACUGGGUUGCCAGUGAAAAUGGUUACAAAACUUUACUCCAUAUCGCUGCCGCUUUCGAAGUAGAUGUGAUCUUGGUUCUCGAUAUGAAAAGUUUAUGCUACGAUUUAACCCAAGAAUUGCCAAAAUCAGUUAAAAUAAUCGACACACCGAAAUCAAGUGGUGUUGUCCGUCGAAAUGCCGCUUAUCGAGAUGAAAUGAGAGAAGAGCGGAUAAGACGUUAUUUUUAUGGUUCUUUUAAAUCAAGUGGUCCACCCAAAUUCUCGCCCUAUGCUUUUAACAUUCCCUUUUCACAAUUAAAAAUCUACAAAGUGAGUUCAGUUUCAACUCCAGCCUCGUGUCUUCCCAUAGGAAUGACACCUCGAGAAGCCCAAACGCAGCUCAAUCAGAUCACACCCGAUCAAUCGAUAACCCGCCACAUCCUUGCCGUUAGUUUUGCUAACAAUGCUGCCGAUGGUGCCAAGUCCAAUGUUAUGGGAUUCGUUUGCGUCACUCAUGUUGACAAUAAACGAAACUCGAUUAGAGUUCUAUGUCCACAACCAGGCCCGAUUCCUCCAGGCUCGAUACUCUUAUAUUCUGAUGUCCCAUUCCAAGAUUCUGAUUAAUCAGAAAUCCCCCUCUUGUUUGUUGUAAAUUAUACCAUUAAAAUUUUUCUAAUUACACAUUAAAUAUUAGAAAGAAAAAAAUUA
Molecule: messenger RNA, 1499 nt
Organism: Panonychus citri (citrus red mite)
Lineage: Eukaryota; Metazoa; Arthropoda; Arachnida; Trombidiformes; Tetranychidae
Gene: cbc
Product: polyribonucleotide 5'-hydroxyl-kinase Clp1-like
Exons: 3
Coding region: 102-1415 (437 amino acids)
Biological process (GO): tRNA splicing, via endonucleolytic cleavage and ligation
Cellular component (GO): nucleus; mRNA cleavage factor complex
Molecular function (GO): polynucleotide 5'-hydroxyl-kinase activity
Source: RefSeq, a predicted model, not a curated record